AUGGCUUCUCCAUCCAUUAUGCAGCUGUCGUCGCUGUCGCGCAGGUCGCUUUCGACGCGAUCCCCAGCUCAGCUCCUGCGCUCCGCAAGACCCUUGAGGUCCUCGGGUCUCUCCCAGCAGUCUUUCCAGCGCACUGCUCGUCGCUCUUAUGCUGAUGCAGCUCCCUCAUCUUCUCCCGCCCCGAAGCCCAAGAAGCGAUUUAGAUUUUUGCGAUGGACUUGGCGGUUAACCUUGCUCACUGGUGUUGGUUUGACUGGUGUCCUGGCUCACAGCAUCUACGACCUCCGCCAACCCCCAGAGCAAUUUCACCCGGAUCCCGAGAAGAAGAACCUGGUCGUUCUCGGUACCGGAUGGGGUGCUGUUUCUUUGCUCAAGAAAUUGGACACCGAAAACUACAAUGUCAUCGUCAUCUCUCCCCGAAACUACUUCCUGUUCACCCCUCUCCUGCCUUCCUGCACCACUGGUCAGGUUGAGCACCGCUCCAUCAUGGAGCCCAUCCGUAACAUUACCCGUCACAAGAAGGCCUCCGUCAAGUUCUACGAAGCCGAAGCUACCAAGAUCGACUACGAGAACCGCAAGAUCUUUAUCAGUGAUGACUCUGAGAUCAAGGGUGACAUCUCUCACACUGAGGUGCCUUUCGACAUGUUGGUCGUCGGUGUUGGUGCCGAGAACGCUACUUUCGGUAUCAAGGGUGUCAAGGAAAACUCCUGCUUCCUGAAGGAAGUCGGCGAUGCUCAGAAGAUCCGCAAGCGUAUCAUGGACUGUGUUGAGACCGCCAUGUUCAAGGACCAGAGCCCCGAGGAGGUUAAGCGACUUUUGCACAUGGUUGUCGUUGGUGGUGGUCCCACUGGUGUUGAGUUCGCCGGUGAGCUGCAGGACUUCUUCAACGACGACUUGAAGAAGUGGAUCCCUGAAAUCAAGGACAACUUCCAUGUUACUCUCGUUGAGGCCCUGCCUAACGUUCUUCCCAUGUUCUCCAAGCAGCUGAUUGACUACACCGAAUCGACCUUCAAGGAGGAAUUGAUUACCAUCCGCGCCAAGACCAUGGUCAAGAACGUCACCGACAAGUUCAUCCAAGCCGAAGUCACCAAGCCCGAUGGAUCCAAGGAGAUCGAGACCAUCCCCUACGGUCUGCUAGUCUGGGCCACCGGUAACGCCGUCCGCCCCCUCGUCCGCGACCUGAUGAACCAGCUGCCCGCUCAGAAGAACUCCCGCCGCGGUCUUGCCGUUAACGAGUACCUGGUGGUGAACGGUGCCGAGAACGUUUGGGCUGUCGGUGACUGUGCCGUCACCAACUACGCCCCCACCGCCCAGGUUGCCAGCCAGGAGGGUGCUUUCCUUGCCCGUCUCUUCAACACCAUGGCCCAGACCGAGGAGGUUGAGAAGGAGCUCAAGCACCUGUCGGACCUCCAGUCCCAAGCCAAGGGUAACGAAGAGCGUAACCAGAUCCUCGAUGAGAUCCGCGAGCGCCAGAAGCAGCUGCGGAGAACCAAGCAGAUUGGUCCCUUCCAGUACUCGCACCAGGGAAGUCUGGCCUACAUUGGAAAGGAGCGUGCCGUUGCGGAUAUCAGCUGGCUGAGCGGCAACAUCGCAAGUGGUGGAACCAUGACCUACCUCUUCUGGCGCAGUGCCUACCUGAGCAUGUGCUUCAGCACCCGUAACCGUGUGCUGGUCACUGUCGACUGGAUCAAGGCCAAGCUGUUCGGACGUGACGUUUCCCGGGAGUAA
This is a messenger RNA of Aspergillus wentii DTO 134E9, 1728 nucleotides long. Its product is annotated as alternative NADH-dehydrogenase. Lineage: Eukaryota; Fungi; Ascomycota; Eurotiomycetes; Eurotiales; Aspergillaceae. The transcript has 5 exons. The record is from RefSeq and is a predicted model, not a curated record. The coding region runs from base 1 to 1728 and encodes 575 amino acids. Gene Ontology annotation, molecular function: NADH dehydrogenase activity.